CCCCCCCCCCCCCCCCCCCCCCCCCCCCCCCCCCCCCCCCCCCCCCCCCCCCCCCCCCCCCCCCCCCCCCCCCCCCCCCCCCCCCCCCCCCCCCCCCCCCCCCCCCCCCCCCCCCCCCCCCCCCCCCCCCCCCCCCCCCCCCCCCCCCCCCCCCCCCCCCCCCCCCCCCCCCCCCCCCCCCCCCCCCCCCCCCCCCCCCCCCCCCCCCCCCCCCCCCCCCCCCCCCCCCCCCCCCCCCCCCCCCCCCCCCCCCCCCCCCCCCCCCCCCCCCCCCCCCCCCCCCCCCCCCCCCCCCCCCCCCCCCCCCCCCCCCCCCCCCCCCCCCCCCCCCCCCCCCCCCCCCCCCCCCCCCCCCCCCCCCCCCCCCCCCCCCCCCCCCCCCCCCCCCCCCCCCCCCCCCCCCCCCCCCCCCCCCCCCCCCCCCCCCCCCCCCCCCCCCCCCCCCCCCCCCCCCCCCCCCCCCCCCCCCCCCCCCCCCCCCCCCCCCCCCCCCCCCCCCCCCCCCCCCCCCCCCCCCCCCCCCCCCCCCCCCCCCCCCCCCCCCCCCCCCCCCCCCCCCCCCCCCCCCCCCCCCCCCCCCCCCCCCCCCCCCCCCCCCCCCCCCCCCCCCCCCCCCCCCCCCCCCCCCCCCCCCCCCCCCCCCCCCCCCCCCCCCCCCCCCCCCCCCCCCCCCCCCCCCCCCCCCCCCCCCCCCCCCCCCCCCCCCCCCCCCCCCCCCCCCCCCCCCCCCCCCCCCCCCCCCCCCCCCCCCCCCCCCCCCCCCCCCCCCCCCCCCCCCCCCCCCCCCCCCCCCCCCCCCCCCCCCCCCCCCCCCCCCCCCCCCCCCCCCCCCCCCCCCCCCCCCCCCCCCCCCCCCCCCCCCCCCCCCCCCCCCCCCCCCCCCCCCCCCCCCCCCCCCCCCCCCCCCCCCCCCCCCCCCCCCCCCCCCCCCCCCCCCCCCCCCCCCCCCCCCCCCCCCCCCCCCCCCCCCCCCCCCCCCCCCCCCCCCCCCCCCCCCCCCCCCCCCCCCCCCCCCCCCCCCCCCCCCCCCCCCCCCCCCCCCCCCCCCCCCCCCCCCCCCCCCCCCCCCCCCCCCCCCCCCCCCCCCCCCCCCCCCCCCCCCCCCCCCCCCCCCCCCCCCCCCCCCCCCCCCCCCCCCCCCCCCCCCCCCCCCCCCCCCCCCCCCCCCCCCCCCCCCCCCCCCCCCCCCCCCCCCCCCCCCCCCCCCCCCCCCCCCCCCCCCCCCCCCCCCCCCCCCCCCCCCCCCCCCCCCCCCCCCCCCCCCCCCCCCCCCCCCCCCCCCCCCCCCCCCCCCCCCCCCCCCCCCCCCCCCCCCCCCCCCCCCCCCCCCCCCCCCCCCCCCCCCCCCCCCCCCCCCCCCCCCCCCCCCCCCCCCCCCCCCCCCCCCCCCCCCCCCCCCCCCCCCCCCCCCCCCCCCCCCCCCCCCCCCCCCCCCCCCCCCCCCCCCCCCCCCCCCCCCCCCCCCCCCCCCCCCCCCCCCCCCCCCCCCCCCCC
Molecule: messenger RNA, 1494 nt
Organism: Leopardus geoffroyi (Geoffroy's cat)
Lineage: Eukaryota; Metazoa; Chordata; Mammalia; Carnivora; Felidae
Product: basic proline-rich protein-like
Exons: 1
Source: RefSeq, a predicted model, not a curated record